ACUCCACCUCUUCUGCACACAGAUUGGCAGGUAGUUCACACAACCAAUCUAAGCGCAGCCAAUCAGACCCGAGUGGGCGGAGCUUGGGAAAGAAACAGGUGCGGAAAAUCCAGCUCGUAUAAUAUCCCAGUGCUGCUGGCUUUAUUACUGACACCUGUCUCCGCGCGUCAUGGAGAGCUGUGCGCAAAAGAACCACUCCAGCGCGCGCUGCUGCUGAUCUUACCGCACUUUACUCCACUUUCCAAGCUUUUCUCACCCGGUGAGGAACUCCAGAGGAGCGCUGUGAAGCUGAGGCUGAAGCAGUGGUGAUCUGCGCGGUUUGAGAAGCUGGUGCUGGGGACUUCUUCUUCAUCAUCAUGAACGCCUCGGCGCUGAACCAGACGGACGGCGGGGCUUUCCAGAACCGGAGCGCGGAUGUGUUCGCCUGCUGUAAUUUCUCCUCGGUGGUGACGGACGAGGGCUUCUCCGCCACGGUGCCGGACGAGCGGACUCUGUUCAUCAUGCGCGUGGUGCAGAUCGCCGUCAUGUGCGUGCUGUCCCUCACCGUGGUCUUCGGCAUCUUCUUCCUCGGCUGUAAUCUGCUCAUCAAGUCAGAGGGCAUGAUCAACUUUCUGGUGACGGACCGCAGGCCGUCUAAAGAAGUGGAGGCGGUUAUAGUGGGCGCCUAUUAGCACCAUGGGUGCUCUGCAGCAUGGGGCCGUUACGCACGGGCACGAGGGCAGGGAACACUUGGUUCUGCCCCGCGGCUCGCCCCCACGCUCCGCCCGCCCGUCCGUCCGUUCGUCCGUGUGAAGAGGAGGGAGGUCCGGGGUUCGCCGUCUGUCUGUACAGAUGAAGUGGAGGGGAACUGAACGCGCUGCUGUUUCUUAAUGUUUGCCUCCAUCGGACGCGAAGCGGACUGUCCACAGCCCCUCUGGUACAGCGUCCUCCCGGCUGAACAAUAAAAGCCCCUUACGGGUUAGCCAGCAACACUUCCCCUAUGGAGGUUAGCUAAAUUAACUUUUAGCUAAUGAAGCCUAAUAAAUAUUUCACAAAUAGGUCGUUUUCCCACUAGAGGGAAACUUUUUAAAAAGGUAUUUCAGUAGUUCUGUUUCUCUUAUCAACAGUUUAUAGGCUAUAUAUAUA
Molecule: messenger RNA, 1125 nt
Organism: Astyanax mexicanus (Mexican tetra)
Lineage: Eukaryota; Metazoa; Chordata; Actinopteri; Characiformes; Acestrorhamphidae
Gene: rprma
Product: reprimo, TP53 dependent G2 arrest mediator candidate a
Exons: 1
Coding region: 357-671 (104 amino acids)
Source: RefSeq, a predicted model, not a curated record